CUGUAAUGUCGGUUAGGUUAAUACAAUAUUUAUAUGAGAUACCUCUGUUAAAAACUAAUACUACAUUGGCUUAAUUUUAUAGCGUCCCUUCCGGAUUGAACACAAAAUUUUCGGAUUCCAAAUUUUCCACAUUCGCAAUACUUUUUGUUGCUAAAUAAUUCGAAUAUAGUUAAGUUAAAUUAAAAACUAGCAUUGACCUUAAAAUAGUUUCCAGCGACCUUUCAUAUUGCUCAACUCACGUAAAACCUCCAUUUCAUUUUUGUCCGAACUGAUAACUGAUACGCGUCACGUUCGCCCGUGCAUUAUAUUUACGUCUUUUGUACCAGAACUGAAGAUCAUUUACGCAGUGUUCUUCGAAAAAGGCAAGGCAAAGCCAGGAAGAGGCGAUGGGGAAACUUAUACCGUAAAAGUGCCUUAGUUUGGACGAAACCAAAGCAGAGGGGCUGUGGAAUUGAGCAAGGAGCCGGUGGUCGGGCAUCACAAGUAAGAUGAGGCAACUCUUCAGAGUCAUAUAUAAGCCUUCGCUCCGCUCUUCCAAGCAUUCUUCUGUCACCCUCAGAACAUCAUCAUCAACAUGAACACCUUAUCUGCAGUGAUCUUCCUGGCGGCCGUGAGCUGUGGCUCUGCUAGCGUCUACCCAAUCGCCAACAUCGGCUCUUCCUACGCAGCACACGCGAUCGACCACAGCCUAGCCCUGCCCGCCGCCCCCCUCGUAGCAGCGGCACCGCCUCCAGCACCUUUAGUUCCAGCUCCAGCCCCCUUGGUCCCUGCUCCAGCUCCAGUGUUCGCCGCCCCACCGGCCCGCUUCGUCGCCCCGGGACCUGCCUUCCUACCAGCACCAGCACCAGCACCUUUCCUACCAGCACCGGCGCCUUACCUCGCACCGACCAGUCCUUUCUAUGCUCCUGCUCCUUAUUUAGUCUGAUUUUUGUUUUAGUACAAUAAAAUUUAUUUUUUUACUAAUAAAAAUCUAGUUUUUAUUAUUCCUUAUUCUCAACAACCCUGAACACAGGCGGGUAUUCUGGAGCUUUCAAGCUGAAGCCCUCUCCCCAAAAACUAAAUGCUGAAUCUCUCUAGCGAAUUCCCUGACAUUAUCAGAGCUAUUUGGUCAUCUCCGGUGGAUUAGCCUUAUUGUUAG
Molecule: messenger RNA, 1138 nt
Organism: Nezara viridula (southern green stink bug)
Lineage: Eukaryota; Metazoa; Arthropoda; Insecta; Hemiptera; Pentatomidae
Source: the annotation of a GenBank genome assembly